GUUUAACAACCUUAUGUGCUGGGCAAGCGGCUUGCAUAAUAUCUGAUUUUGUAAUGGAUCUGUGACGUUUUCGACCAUUUAAUUAAUUUAGCUUAAUAUUCGUUAAGGAUGGUUCCAUUCAUAGGAAAUAUAUUAUUUAAAACAGUGGUGAACAACUCAACAAAAAACUCUCCCAGUUGCUGGAAAUGUUUGUCUAAAUUAUCUGGACCUUCCUACUUUCAUUCUGUGCCAAGGAAUUUUCAUCAUUCAAUUAGUAACUUCAGCAUAUCAUUGAAUAAACCGAGACACAAGCUUACUUUUUUAACAAACUGUGUAAGAUAUCAGUCUUCAAAGUCGGAUUCUGGUGCAGCAGAUAGAUUGCGUUAUUCUAUAGCAGUGGCCAUUGUUAUGACAGGAGCAACUAUUUUAUCUGUUCCCCUCUACCGAGUCUUCUGUCAGAAAACUGGAAGAGGAGGUAAGGCUGUCAAGUUAAGCAAUGAAAAAGUGGAGGCCAUGAAACCACAGGAUAAAGUGAUCACAGUCAAAUUUAAUGCCGACCGAUCCGCUCAGAUGCAGUGGCAGUUUAAACCUCAGCAAAAGGAGAUACAGGUUCGUGUGGGAGAGACUGCAUUGGCAUUUUACACAGCCAAAAACCCCACAGACAAGCCCAUCAUAGGGAUUUCUACCUAUACCAUAGUUCCCUGGCAAGCUGGAUACUAUUUCAAUAAAAUACAGUGCUUUUGUUUCGAGGAACAGAGGUUAGAACCAGGAGAAGAGGUGGAGAUGCCUGUGUUUUUCUACCUUGACCCUGAGUUGCUGGAUGAUCCGCGGAUGGCUAAUGUUGAUGACAUUGUGUUAUCAUACACUUUCUUUUCAUCAAAAGAUCAGGAAAUUAAAUAUCCAGGACAGCAGAUCAUGCCCUCUGGUGGUGCAUAGCAAAGUAAUGCAGUUGACCUAUUGAACUCCAGGAAUUUUGACAAGUGUUACAUUAAAUCAUGUGGAACAGUGGAUACUAAAGCUUUUUCCUGUCAUGAUAGGAGAGUUGCUGUGAAUUCAUGUUGAAUGAGAACUCCAUUCACCAGACAUUUAAAUGGAAGAAAAUAUAUAAUAAGUCAAAUAUAGAGAAUGUCAGAUUUAUGGAGAUAGUACUUCAGGAAGAGUUUUAUGUCAAUGUACAGAUGUCUUUGUUUUUAUGUCUGAAAAAUUAAAAUAGAAAAUAAACUGUGAUAAUUUUGAA
Saccostrea cuccullata (small rock oyster) is the source of this 1216-nucleotide messenger RNA. Its product is annotated as cytochrome c oxidase assembly protein ctaG-like. The record is from RefSeq and is a predicted model, not a curated record. Gene Ontology annotation, molecular function: copper ion binding. The transcript has 6 exons. Gene Ontology annotation, cellular component: mitochondrial inner membrane. The coding region runs from base 109 to 915 and encodes 268 amino acids. NCBI's taxonomy places the organism in Eukaryota, Metazoa, Mollusca, Bivalvia, Ostreida, Ostreidae.